Messenger RNA from Thalassophryne amazonica, 2028 nucleotides. RefSeq names its product bile acid-CoA:amino acid N-acyltransferase-like. Gene Ontology annotation, biological process: acyl-CoA metabolic process; fatty acid metabolic process. The transcript is spliced from 10 exons. Gene Ontology annotation, molecular function: fatty acyl-CoA hydrolase activity. The record is from RefSeq and is a predicted model, not a curated record. The coding region runs from base 235 to 1437 and encodes 400 amino acids. Lineage: Eukaryota; Metazoa; Chordata; Actinopteri; Batrachoidiformes; Batrachoididae.
UUGGUGUGACAGAGGAAGUUACAGAGGACAGAGUGAGAUGGAAACGAUUGAUCUGCUUGGCGACCCCUAACGGGAGCAUCUGAAAGAGGAAGAAGAACUGCUCAUCUGCCUGCUCUCUGCAUUGGGGUUGACAGUCUGAUCCAUGACAGUUUGAAUGUUGUGGACUUCAGAAGUCAUAUGUAGAUAACUUUCAUUUCAUUUGAAUUUAUUUCAUACAGUGCCAACUCUCAACGUAUGGUUUCUCAAAGUGUUACACAUGACCAAGGUCCUGACCUUACCAACCCCAUGAACUGGCACAGUGGCAAUAGUGUGGCCAGGGAUCAUUCAGUUGGUGGUUUAUAUUCGGGAUGUGAGCCAAUGGGACUGUUCUGGGGAAUGCAACCAGUUCCCGGGAAAAAGGAAGGUUUAAGGCUUAGGAAAGAAAAUGUGGAGACUCCGUACAUCGUGCACAUAUCCUUAAUGGACGGCCAUGUGACACCCAGUGAGCAUCAGAGUAACGAGCUGGCUGCCACCAUUGUUGAACGUUGGUACAUGGCACCAGGCAUAAAAAGAAUCGUUAUCCGAGAGAAUGGAAUCAUAGGGACGUUAUUCUUACCCUCUGGCCCGGGCCCGUUCCCAGCCAUGCUGGACCUGUGGGGUAUGGGUGGAGGACUUAUGGAGUACCGAGCCGCUCUCUUAGCAUCCAGGGGCUAUGCAAGUUUUGCACUUGCUUAUUUUAAGUAUGAAGGAUUACCUGGUCCACCUGACCGCAUCAACGUUGGUGAUGCCUAUUUCAAGUCAGCUUUCCAGCUGCUUCAAAAUCAUCAGCAGGUCUGUCCUGAGCGUGUUGGGAUCAUCGGUCUCUCCUUUGGAGUCUACCUCACUGUAUGGAUUGCCAUUAAAUCUGGUCUCAAACCGUCCUGUUUAAUUUGUGUCAACGGACCAGUGGGAAGUACAGUCAGUCUCAGAGAUGCAGCCGGCAGAACCGAUAGCUUUGAAAGUGACCAAAGAUUUUGGAAAUUUGACGAUCAGGGCUACGUUAUUUUCAAAGAUGUCUCCUUGCCUGUUGCCUGUUUUCCCCCCGAGCGCACAUUAAAGUUAGAGAACAUUGACUGCCCAUUAAUGUACAUAGAGAGUGAAGAUGACCUCAGUUGUAACACCACAGAAAGUGCAAAUGUGAUUGAAGAGGCCCUUCGGGCUGCAGGCAAAUCACACCUGUACAGCCGUGUGACGUAUCCUGGGGCUGGUCAUCUGCUUGAGCCGCCUUACACGCCCAAUGCAAGAAUCUCGCUGUGGAGCAUCAAACCAAAAAAAUUCUUCGCUGUGUGGGGAGGCUACCCUGCACCGCACGCCGCUGCCCAAGAAGACUCAUGGAAGAGGAUACUAGGUUUUUUGGAAAGUAAUCUAAGAGGAGGUGGUGAAAUAAAUUCUGCCUCUGGGAUGAAAACCACAAAGUGACUGUGAAAUAAGGACAAUAAAGUAGUCUCAGCAGCAGUUUCAAACUGUAAGUGUACUCAAUCUACACUGGUCAGUCCAUCAGUGAGCAGCUUAGGAACAGCUGGUACAGCUCUUUGUUUUGCUCUACUAUUUUUAAAUGACCAGUGUAAUUUUGUUCUUUGAUGCCUUUUAAUCUUUUGUUUUUCUUAUCAUUGAUUAUUUGAGCCUUAUUAAAAUAUGUUGAAAGUUCCCAAAAGCUGCCUGGUUAUUUGUCCUUCAUUAUUAUGUAGUUGAAAUCCUUGUAGACCAGGAGUCGACAACCUUUACUGUCAAAAGAGCCAUUUUUACUGUUUCCCACAAAAUAAAAUUUGUUUGGAGGUGCAAAACAUAUUUCAAAUAAAUAGCAGAUUCCGGUUUCUAUAUUUUUUAACAUACAAGGAUUUUUGGUUGGUUGAGUUUUGUUUUGUUUUGUUUUGUUUUUUUACAAGCCGAAAUUAGAAAAAGUUGACACAAUAUGGAAAAUGUGAGAAAAUAUUCUGCAGCGAUACGAACAUUUACUUUGUAUCUAGUGUAGACAGCAAUGCACUUGAUAACCUUGAAUUUCAAUUUUAU